GCCCAGACUGCGACAAUACGGUAAUCGUGCCAGGCCGUGCAAGUCGACGCAAUAAACUCUGCAAUAAACAUGAUGUCUACACAGAAGCAGCACGUUUCUGGCGCUCGCCCGCAGCUGGCGUCGCGUACUCGUGUGAUGAAGGUCAACGCGCUAUUCCGUAGCAAGACUGUGGUCGUGGAGGAGAAGCCUGUGACGACCAAAGGCGCGAAGGGCAAGGCUAAGGCGCCCGAGCCCGAGCCAAAGCGCAAGCAGCCCAGCGGCCUGAGCCAGGCACUGAACGCUUUUGACUUCACCUCCACACGCUCCGCCAAGGACGCUGACCUGCUAUACGAGGCCAAGUACGGCAACCGCGGGGAGGACGGCAAGAUGACGCCCGAGCAGUACCAGGCUCUGCGGCGGAAAGUGAUCGGCACUGCCAAGGACUACUGGAAGGACUGGGUGGAGGAGGAGCAGGUCAAGACCGUCAAGACAUACUACAAGCCCGAGGACGCCGGCGGCACUGUGCCGUACCUGCCGCUGCUGGUGGGUGUGGUUGUGCUGAUGCUGGCGACCACCGUGUACGUGGUGGCGCAGACCUCGUAGGGCAGCCGCACCCCAGCCUAGCUAGCGUAGGAGGAUGACAUCAAUCAAAGUUCCUUCUUUUAAAGAAGUGCGAAGGAUGCGGCGCGUUGAUUAUGAGUCGUCUCGUACGAAGAAAUGGGAGUGGAGAUAUGAAAAGAGAAGCGGAGCGGAUUGAACUGUCGAGAGAUGGAGAGCGCUCGUGUAUGCAUAUGGGAGUGUGCCUGCGGGUUGCAGCCAGAGUCUUUCUUUGAGUGUUGUUGUCUUGUUACUGUUGUUUAUUUGGUUUGGCUGCCCGGGCGCUGCCUCAUGCGUGGUUCGUUUCGUGCAUUUGGUUUUUUUGGAGACAUGAGACUUGCAGACCUUGUGCGCGAUGCGGUGCUGUGUGUAUGUGCCUGGUGUUGUGUUGGAGCCCAUUUCCUGUGUGGGCAUUCGUUCAGCACAUGUGCAGGAAGCGCGAACUCAACAGGAACGGUGUCAGAGAAAACUGUGAGCAGGGAAGUGGCGGCGUGAGAGUAGUUGGUGGGGUUUACAGAUGUCGAGAGAUCAUUGGUGUACUGCUCCUCGGCUCGAAUAGCCGAGCGAGACAAUGCCUGCUACAGAAUCAUGGAAGGUAAAGGCAUGGGCGGGCUGUCGUCUGUGCCACUGGCACGAAGCCAGCACCUUGUAACCUAAUACCUCCUGCAUAAGGAGUCGCUG
Molecule: messenger RNA, 1257 nt
Organism: Chlamydomonas reinhardtii
Lineage: Eukaryota; Viridiplantae; Chlorophyta; Chlorophyceae; Chlamydomonadales; Chlamydomonadaceae
Exons: 4
Coding region: 70-582 (170 amino acids)
Source: RefSeq, a predicted model, not a curated record